UAAUUAUGUGAUACAAUUAAAUUUUAAAAAUUUUACUUGCAUGUCAAUGUUAUCAAGUAUCAACGAUUUAAAUAGGUUUAUAAAUAAAUUGGUACUAAUUAGCAUGCUUGUAGUUAAAAGUAUUCAUAAACACCCCAUAAUGUUUGUUUCGUUCAACGCAUAAAUCGUAUGCAUAAUUUUCCGGAUAAAUUAGUUUUAUUAACUUUGUGAGAGAUUUUAUAAUUCUUACUGAACAUUGUACGAAGAGCAUUGUAUACAAUGUAAAAAAAAAUCAUGUCUUUCCGAAAUAAAUAUGGAACUACAUAUUUUUGACUGCUUGACGAAUUUCGAUCGGCACGAAAAAAUAGAUAAAAACGCAUACGUCAAAAAUGUCAAAUGUCAAAACAAAUAGAACAAGCUGGGCAAUGUGCUUUAUCUUGUUUAUUGCCGGGUCCAGAAAAUCAGUAAUAAAUAUCUACUAAUUGCCAGGACAAGUAGUUUCAAAUAGUACCUAUCUCAAAACCUUGCAUCAAGUACAUUUUGCACAAAAUGAGAGACCCUUCAUUUGAUAAAGACGCGCCUGAUAGUUCAGUGCUUUCAAUGCAAGAAACUUCAGUGGAUAAGGCAACGGGCGGAGAGACAGCAGCGCCUUUACCAGGGCUGGACUACGAAAUAGAGGUUAUAUUACAAGUACCUGAAGUUGAAGAAUCUCCAUUUGGCCAAUACGUUAAGGAGUGUCCGGUAUGCAAGAAUGCUGUGCGCUGCUACUUCAUCAAUUUUAACGAAAAAGUAGUAUUGUGUGAGAACACAACAUGCUCUUGGCCGUUCGGUUAUGAAGAGCCUCAAUGCUUGAAACAUGACGAAGCACUCUCUGCCGACGAAGAAGUUGAAAGCCUCAAAGUGAUGACAUAUGGGCCUAUACCACCUUCAGGAUCAAUCAUAUCUACGAUGGCCUGGUCAGAAAUGGAUAGGUCUAACAAAGGUCUGGAUACGGAUGACCCGGGCAGCACUCCAAGUCACUUGAGUGAUGCGGAAAGAGAUGCCAAGCUGCAAGAGGUCUUGAAACAGAAGGAGGCAGAUCUACAGACUAAGAAGAACCUUCAGGAUAUUAAGAAGUUAAAUGUACAGCUCCAAAAAACCUAUGAAGAUGAAGAUGAAGUGUCAUGUAUCCGUAACGAGCAGUGGAUCAAACACCUCAAAAACCUGCAGAAUAUGUCCGGCAUGCAGCUGCUUCGUAAAGAAGAACUCGCUAUACUUAAAGAAAAAGAACUUCAGGGACUGACUAUGGACAUAGAUGCUGUGAAUACUGCGAUAGUUAUUAAUAUAGCUCCGUCAACAUCAACUGAGCCAGCGACAAUUGAUUGUACGAUCGAUUCAACUCUGUCUAAAGAAGAAUUCACUUUAAAAGAAUCUACUACUGUAAAGGAUACUGCGGACAAAAUGAAAUCAAUCACUAUAAAGGAACCAAUUAUUAUAAUAAAUUCAACUAUUUUAGAACCAACUCCCCAAGUAUCAGAUGUAUCAGAAUCAAAUACUAAAGAAUUAAGUAAAUCUAAGGACACAAUUGAUACUAUGGAAUGUGACAAGAUAGAAGAUAAAGUUACGGAUCCCUAAAUGCUGAUACAACCCGGUUUAGAACCUGGAAAAUCGACAAUAGGCGAAUUGGGUCCUGUUAAGAUGGCAUCUGCGGAGGUUGACCUGCAAGAUUUAUUUAUGGUGAAUCCUAGAGAUAUGGAACUAAUGAGAAUAGAUCUACCUCAGUCACACCUCGGACACUGGCGAUUAAAUAUAUAAAAGAGGCGCGUUCCUAGGUGAACGCGUAUAUAUUUAUACCAUGCUUGUAGGAGUGAAAUAUGACAGGUCGACUGGCGUUUUUGACAGUCGGUAACUGUGAGGUAACCGAGAGGGGCUGGGCGGCACUUUCAGCGGGGAGCGGGAGUGGCCAUACUGUACGAUAGUACUCUUUAUUAUGCUGUGCCUAAGUGGUGAAAUAAAAUACAAGGGUUAGCCAGUACAGUAUCCACGACGAUUCUACUAAAGAGACUAUAAUGUAAGAUAUGGAGUUUUCAAAGGAUUAU
This is a messenger RNA of Leguminivora glycinivorella, 2057 nucleotides long. RefSeq lists its product as uncharacterized. The transcript is spliced from 4 exons. The coding region runs from base 529 to 1593 and encodes 354 amino acids. NCBI's taxonomy places the organism in Eukaryota, Metazoa, Arthropoda, Insecta, Lepidoptera, Tortricidae. The record is from RefSeq and is a predicted model, not a curated record.